This is a messenger RNA of Eptesicus fuscus (big brown bat), 1447 nucleotides long. RefSeq names its product sorting nexin 20 (gene SNX20). The transcript has 4 exons. Lineage: Eukaryota; Metazoa; Chordata; Mammalia; Chiroptera; Vespertilionidae. Gene Ontology annotation, biological process: protein transport. Gene Ontology annotation, molecular function: phosphatidylinositol phosphate binding. The record is from RefSeq and is a predicted model, not a curated record. The coding region runs from base 74 to 1027 and encodes 317 amino acids. Gene Ontology annotation, cellular component: early endosome membrane.
GGGGGCCCCAUGACACCCCUCCCGGACCCCUGGACUCCCACAGGGCCAGAAGCCGCAGGUCAGAGCCCUGAGCAUGGCAAGUGCCCAGCACCCCGGGAGCCCCGGAUGGGCAGGACUCACGGCCCCGAGCGCGGCAGGGGCCAGGCAGGAAGCGCCCGCCGCUGGCCCUGGCCUCCCCGCUCCAGGACCUGAAGGGGGCCCGGACGCCGCCGCGGGCAGCCCGAGCGCCCACUCCAGCAUGACCACGCGGGAGCUGCAGGAGUACUGGAGGGGCGAGAAGGGCGUCUGGAAGCCCGUGAGGCUGCUCUUCGAGAUCGCCUCGGCCCGCAUCGAGGAGGGGACGCUGUCCAGGUUUGUGAUGUACCAAGUCGUGGUCAUCCAGACGGGCAGCUUCGACAGCACCAAGGCCGUCCUGGAGCGGCGCUACUCGGACUUCCAGACGCUGCAGCGCGGCCUGCUGCGGGCCUUCCCGGAGGAGAUCGAGGACGUGGCCUUCCCCAAGAAGCACCUGCUGGGGAACUUCGAGCCCGAGCUGAUCGCGGCGCGCACGCGGGCCUUCCGCGAGUACCUGCGCCAGCUCUACGCCAUCCGCUGCGUGCGCCGCUCCCGCGAGUUCAUCGACUUCCUGACGCGGCCCGAGCUCCGCGAGGCCUUCGGCUGCCUGCGCGCCGGCCAGUACGUGCGGGCGCUGGACAUCCUGGGCCGCGCGCUGCCGCUGCAGGAGAAGCUCACGGGCCACUGCCCCGCCGCCGUGGUCCCCGCGCUGUGCGCCGCGCUCGUGUGCCACCGGGAGCUCGAGCGCCCCCUGGAGGCCUUCGCGGCGGGCGAGCGGGCGCUGGAGCGGCUGCGGGCGCGGGAGGGCCACCGCUACUACGCGCCGCUGCUGGACGCCAUGGUGCGCCUGGCCUACGCGCUGGGCAAGGACUUCGUGUCGCUGCAGGAGCGGCUGGAGGACAGCCAGCUGCGCAGGCCCAGCCCGCGGGGCCUCACCCUCAAGGAGCUGGCCGUCCGCGAGUACCUGGGCUGAGCCGCGAGCUGCAGAUCUGCGAUCGCCGUGGCUCUGUGGGCUGUUGGGGUGCCUCCUGGAUGGAAUGGCCACGUGGGGCCACUUGUAGUCCUCCAUUUCCCCAGCUGUGUCCAGCUGAGCCCCCCACCCCCAACUUCCCCACCUCCCCCCCAACCCCCCUGUCCCUUAGAAGCCAGGCUCACUUGAUCUCAAAUCCACAAACCCAGCCCCUGCCAGUGUGGCUCCGUGGUUGAGCGUGGACCUAUGAACCAGGAGGUCAGGGUUGUAUUCCCGGUCAGGGCACAUGCCCGGGUUGCAGGCUUGAUCCCCAGUGGGAGGCGUGCAGGAGGCAGCUGGUCCAUGAUUCUCUCUCAUCACUGAUGUUUCUAUCUCUCUCUCCCUCUCCCUUCCUCUCUGAAAUCAAUAAAAAUAUUUUUUAAA